Purpureocillium takamizusanense is the source of this 1358-nucleotide messenger RNA. RefSeq lists its product as uncharacterized. Lineage: Eukaryota; Fungi; Ascomycota; Sordariomycetes; Hypocreales; Ophiocordycipitaceae. The record is from RefSeq and is a predicted model, not a curated record. The transcript is spliced from 4 exons. Bases 267 to 896 code for a protein of 209 amino acids.
UGACACGGUGUUAUUGGACUCGGAGAUGUCUCAUCAUGAGCCCCUACAGCUACCGCUGAGCUGAGUCCGUGACCCUCGGGGGACCCACAGAGUAGAACGCGCGUAACUUUAUGGAAGACCAACCAACCAACCAUCAACCCAACCUUGGGACUUUGGCUUCCAGCCCCCGAUGGAGGGUCCAUUUCUCGUCUUGACAUCGUACAGGAGCCUCAUCAACGGAGUUGCGGCCCGAUCAUCGCGCCCCAGAAAAGCUCAAGCCUUCAGCCAUGGAAAGUCUGCAGGAUGUCUGGUAUACAACGAGGCGGCCAGGCCGCCAGGACAACCAGGACGACCAAACGUACCCUGACAUGAGCGUUUUGCAGGAAUACAAGGCGGCCCUUCUAUCACAAGAAAGGACGGAAUGCGAUAUUGACUUCUUCAAGGAGGCACCGGCAGACUUGGUAGCAAACUUCUGUGGCGAAUGCAUCGAGCCCUCCUUCCCCUCGAAUCUCUUCAACAGACUGCAAGAUCUGGUGCCAUCCGCAGAAGAAGUGGAUGUGCUGCGGGGGACGUUUCUUUCCCGAUUCCUGUCCGGAUGCCCGUUUCUACGCGACCUCUCCCCAGAAUUGUUCCACGACCGGUCACGCUAUUUGUCUUUGUCAAUGGCCUUCUUGGGUGCGGUGAUCCUCGCCGAAAUUGAACGCAGCCGUAGCCUCUGGAACCUUGCCACAAAGACUCUCAUGGCUACAUUAGCUCUGGACAAUAGCCAAACACGCCAUACGGAAAUCCCUUUAGCCUGUAUUCUUCUAGAGACCGUCGGCGUGCUGUCGAGCGACUUGAGCAUCUGGCAUAUUGCCAAUAACGUCCACGGUUGCGUAGAAGCAGUACGCGGUAACUUAUUUCCCUCCCGCUUGUAGACUGUGCUGAGAUGUAUGAGAUGUCCAAGAGAAUCUGGAACAAUACCGCGGAUCCAGUUUCGGGUAAAGCCUCCGCCAUCAAAAACCGGAGUAGCAUGAUGUUUUAUGUGGUGUUGAUCGACACGCUGCGUUCGCUGCACAUGGGUACGACUGUAUCGAGCAUAUCCGCCUUCGCUGACAUCACACUCGAGCCGCCAUAUUACUCACUGUCGAGUCUCGUAUCGCGAACCCUUUUUGCUGGUCCGCAAACCGAGUGGCCGGUUUUCACCCAAAACAACGCACUCAUAACCAUUCUCCUUUUACUCAACCACACACUCGUCUGGGCACGCGAAAUGUUCCCACUGGCUGCAGCGGAGAGGCACAUCUCACCACACACUCGAUCUAAACUCGAUGCCGAAGCUCAAAAGUGUCGCGUCAGAAUCGAGAGAGCGCUCGAUAAAUGGGAAGAGCAGUACAAGCGUG